This is a messenger RNA of Priapulus caudatus, 4091 nucleotides long. RefSeq names its product katanin p60 ATPase-containing subunit A-like 2. Bases 275 to 1981 code for a protein of 568 amino acids. NCBI's taxonomy places the organism in Eukaryota, Metazoa, Priapulida, Priapulimorpha, Priapulimorphida, Priapulidae. The record is from RefSeq and is a predicted model, not a curated record. Gene Ontology annotation, molecular function: protein binding; ATP hydrolysis activity; ATP binding. The transcript is spliced from 18 exons.
GUUCCAAAACACCCUGACCCGCGAGAACAAUAUUAUUAUGAAUAAUUUAAUAUUAUAUUGUCUGAAUCGUGUAAAUCGUAGUUUAGUGGUGUGUAAUUUGUAAUAUUUUCUUUAAACCAACCUUCAGCAUUUAAAUACAUCCUGUUCAUCUCUUGGAAAAGAUCAAUUUAGGACAUGUCUGAACAAACUGAGUUACGUGGCUAUCAGAUCUGCCAACCAAGCAAGAGAAGCAAAUGAUCAACGCAUAGAGUCAAGAAAGAAACAUUUGCUGCUAAUGAUAUUGCAUUUUCUUGACCAAGAAGGCUAUGUAACAAGUGCACACACCCUGGAAGGUGAAACGAGUCUCUGUCUUGGCAAAUACGAGAUCUGUGACAACAUAGAUCUGGAGACAGUACUGCAGGAAUACGAGUCCUACUACUAUAUCCGGUUUCAGAAGCAGCCAAGGUUUAUUAAGAAGAUAACCACCAAAAGUGCUGAUCCUCAUUCAAGAAGAACGCACAAAGAGCGACAACAAAUUCAUUGUAAAGAUCGUAGCGCCUCCCUACCAAAACUGGAGGCUGAGACACAGCAGUUCACCCAGAGUGGCUUUAUUCCAGCUGUCGUUCCAGCCAUUGGCGUCAUACCCGCUGCUCUACCAGCUUCAGCAAUAAGUUCACUACCUGCUGACAAAUAUGCAGCGACAGUUGGGGGCAGUAAGGAGAAUAGUAAUGUUGAGGCCCAACAAGGCAGACCAAGAGGAGGCAAUGCUACAAACAGAGGAGCACAGAAGGCAAAGACAACUGCCUCUGAAAGGCAUCUGCUAGAAAAAACGAAAGACUCUAAACAGGUUAAUGGGUUACAGACAAACUCCUCUCUGGAACUGGAAGGUCAAGCAACUGGAAUAUCUGUACAGAACAAAUCGCACAUGUCAGCUAGUGAUCGAUUUCCAGCAAAGCCACUGAUUGAUACCAACUUGAAUGGCAAGGAACAAAAUGAAAUGAAUGCGAGUGAUGUUGAUAGUGUGACUGACAAGUUGUUGAAGCCGGUGAGUGCUUUUUCCAAUUACAACAGUGAGUUAAGUGAGUUGGCACAGGUCAUCACUAGAGACAUCUACCUAAGGAAUCCUGCUGUCAAAUGGAGUGACAUUAUCGGUCUUGAUAAUGCUAAGCGAUUUAUCAAAGAAGCUGUCGUUUAUCCAAUAAAGUAUCCUCAACUGUUCACUGGGAUACUAAGCCCCUGGAAAGGGUUACUGCUUUAUGGACCACCAGGAACAGGAAAGACCAUGUUAGCUAAGGCUGUAGCGACUCAGUGUAGAACGACCUUCUUCAACAUCUCAGCCUCCAGCAUUGUAAGCAAGUGGAGAGGUGAUUCUGAGAAGCUCAUCCGGGUACUGUUUGAGCUUGCACGAUACCAUGCUCCAUCCACGAUAUUCCUAGAUGAAAUAGAUUCUAUUAUGAGUCAACGUGGCUCUGUUGGGUCUAGCAGUGAACAUGAAGGUAGCAGACGAAUGAAGACCGAGCUGUUAAUUCAGAUGGAUGGCCUAGCAAAGACGGAGGACCUUGUGUUUCUCUUGGCUGCAUCUAACUUACCUUGGGAGCUGGACGAUGCAUUGUUGCGGAGGCUCGAGAAGAGGAUCCUUGUUGACUUGCCUUCCUUCGAAGCCAGAGAAGCCAUGUUUCAGCAUUAUCUUCCAGCAUUGGUCAUCGAUCGGUCAAAGGGACUAGAACUGAAAAGCAUUAUCAGUUACAAACAGAUUGCGGAGAAGAGUGAUGGGUACUCGGGAUCUGAUAUCAGACUGGUGUGCAAGGAAGCAGCCAUGCAACCACUUAGAAAGGUGUUUGACAUCCUAGAAAACUGCACUGAAGGGGAUGAUAUCAACAACAUUGUUCUGGAUGAGAUUACGACGGCAGAUGUAGAAUCGGCCCUUCGUGGUACAAAACCUUCUGCAUCACACCUCAGUGGACGAUACACCACCUGGCAGAAGCAGUUUGAAUCUGCAUGAACAAUGAAGUUUGAGGUCGGAGAAUUAUGUAGCAGAGCUGUCACGUAUGGAAGCCAGGCAAGGAAUAAGAGACUGAGAGUACAAGUGCUUGCCAAUGUGGUCCUAGUCAUCUGUGCAAGCUUGCUGACGAGAUCUGUUCAUUAGAGGGAACAUCUCGAGUCUGUACAGAAUCAUAAGACGUUCCCGGCUGUCAAGUCCUGUGUCGCGGCUCUGUGUGAAUCGAUGUUGUUGUUCAGCUGUCUAUAAGUUGGAAGCUCAGUUAGGACUUGUUAUCUAAUGAGUGUGAUUGCUAUAUGCAUGUAAAUAUGAAGCGUGAAUACUGUCACUUUGGUCGAUAUCUAUCACUGAAAAUGAGUGAAAAUGAAGCCUAAUCAGACAUUUUGAAAAUACGUCUGAUUAAAAGGUGAACGAUUGGUGACACUAAAGAAAAACAGUUGAAUCUUUAAAUAUGUUUACUGGGAGCUGUAAGCGUUCAGCGUGUAAUGCAGUCACCUAAUAUUAAUAAUCAAUAAUGUCUUUGAGGAACAAGCUUAGCCUCUCUAACAAUAAUAAACGGAAUAAUUCACUGAAACCCGUGAAUGUUCAGCAUUGGGAAUAGUUUGAUGGGGGGGGGGGCUCUGUGAUAAAGACAGACUGAACUGCUCAAUCUAGCAGGUGCUAUAUACGUGCUUUCUGUAACCUAUGAUCGCCGUAAUACUAUUGAUAGUGACGUAGGAGCCACUGAUGAUACUAGCAGAGGGCUAGACUUUAUGGCGUACAGACAUUUUCUCGGAAACAAAAUAUCAUUUGCACUCAUAUUGUAGAUAUGUUCGACUGAAGACAUGCGACAAUAGAUGUGAUUUAUUAAUAAGGCAUGUAUUGGUAUUGCUGUUUUUACAAAAAGACGGAUGAGAAGUGUAGAUUACCUGUGUGGUACGUUGUAUCAAUAGAAUUGUUUUAGAAACGGAAUUUGUAACACAUUGUUUUACACAUUUGGUCUGCGAGGUAUAUAUAUGUCAUUUGGAUUAUCCCUUUUGUCUGUCGGUAUACCUGGGGACAAGUUGUAUUCGGUGCCGUAUUACUAAGCAAUACCUUGAUUUAAACGAAUGUUUUAUGUUUUUAAAUUCGGAUAUACGCGGCUUUCCAUCUUGUUUUUUCAAGUACUCCGUCCAAUUAUACGAUCAUUUUAGAAAGCUGAUAAGUAAUAUAUGACGCUAUCUGCUACUCUGUAUAUACAUUAAUACAAUGUUCGUGUUUUUUUUGUAUACACGCGGUGAUGUUGUGGUGCAAGAGACGGCCACAGGUCAGCAACGAUACAGCGUAGUUUUACUCUGGACUGUUAUAGUGAUUAGAGUAAUACCGCUCUUAUCGAGCGUGGUUGAAUAAAUAAAUGAGAGUUUCGGGCCGCUUCUCUCGGCAAUGGAUGGUGUGUGCUGGUCGGGGCGAUUUGUGAGUCUUUAUAGCAAGGGCGUAUAGGUACGCUCAACUGUACUAUCUGGUCAGAAAUUUGUGCGCGUGAUGCCGACCGCAGGAAUCCUUUCUUGAUAACAUUUUUGAAAUAUUGCGUGGUAAUUAUUCAUAUAUAUAUAUAUAUAUAUAUUUCAAGAAUGCAAAAGCCAUUAAAACAGUAUGACCAACUUCUUUGCUACAAGAACGCAAAGAUAUAUGCUUAGUGCUAGUCACUGAUUAAUCGCGAUCAUAUUAAGUCUAUGGGCAUAUCUGUAGUUCUCGUUAUAGCGUGAAGCUAUCAACAGUUAAUUGAUAUAUUAUUUCACUCACGACCCUAUGUUUAUUGGAAAUACAUUUGUUUAUAGUCAUAAUGUCAAUCGCAUAGUUGUCAUUAGAAUCGGGAAGUUUUUUAAAAGUAGAGUGAAACCACUCAACUACACGUAUAUAUUUGGUAAGUAUCGUAUGUUUUCCUAACAUUCUGAGGUUGAUCGUUUUGUAAGUCUUCGUUACACCUGUGAAAUGUGUUCGAUCGUACGGCCGACAUGAUCUGGUUGCCGUCUGUAAAAAAUGUGUAACCGCUGUGAUACUGUAACUAUUUUUCCAACGGUUGCCAAAAGUCUUCGCCGGACUCGAACUUUGAAUUCUUAAUAAUAAAAUAUAAUAUAAGUAGUAUUUUAGUUAA